Messenger RNA from Macrobrachium nipponense, 1301 nucleotides. RefSeq lists its product as uncharacterized. The transcript is spliced from 3 exons. Bases 253 to 618 code for a protein of 121 amino acids. NCBI's taxonomy places the organism in Eukaryota, Metazoa, Arthropoda, Malacostraca, Decapoda, Palaemonidae. The record is from RefSeq and is a predicted model, not a curated record.
GCAACCCAUCCCAUUUAGGCUGAGGUGCAAGAGCCUGACGGAGGUAGUAGGAAGGACCCCGAGUACUCGAUCAGGAAAACACGAACUCCCAACAAGUUUAUCAACUCGACUUCCUCGCUCGCUCCCUGUCUCAAGUUAUCGAAGGAAAUAAAUAAUCAAAGCACUUUGAGACUUGCCUUUUCGAGAGAAGGUGUGUCUGACGUCCUAUUGUUAACCGAUAGAAGAAGAAGACUCUACAACAACAACAACAUUAUGAUGUCUCGCAUCGUCCUCAAUCUCGCCGUAGUCUUCGUGUGUCUUCUUGCUCUCUCAAUGCAGGUUCACGGAUCCUGCUCCCAGUACGGCCACUCCUGCUUCGGGGCCCACGGCAAGAGAAAUGGCGACCAAUACCCGGCUCUGGAGGCCGGGCCCCUCUACCCAGCAGCCAAUCAACUCUCUCCUCUGGAAGUGAAGGCCCAGGAAGAAGCCCUGUCAUUGGACGAGCCAGCCGUCUCCAGCCCCGAAAUCAUUGCCAACGUCCGCAACUGGCUCUCCAUCCUGGGUCGACGCCUCCGCCAGAGGACCUCCCAGUCUUCAGGAACCUCCUCCGCGCAGAACUACGCAGGAUACCUUCAGUAAUAGAAAGAGAAAAAACACAGAAAAAUAAUAAUAAUAUUAUAUAAUAUAUGUCUUCUGAAAUAUAUUUGUCUCUGGUUAAACUCCAAUCGGUGUUGUGGUCGAAAUUCUAUUUAGUGUAAGAUCGCCACUUUCAACCCAUGACUGUUUUUGUUGUCCUCAGUAUUGUCAACAGGGUGACGCCAGAGAAAGCCAAAUGAUUAUUGAUUAAUUAGUCAUCAACGGGGUGUGUAUGUUUUUAUCUUGAGUUUUUUUUUUUUUUUUUUUUUGAGUUGACAAUACACUGUGUAAUCUUCAAGCCUACUGACCCAAGUUGUAUGUAAUUACAAUUAUUUUUUCAAGCCUAUUGGCCCAAGAUUUAUGUAUUUACAAUUUAAUUAUUUUUUUAAGUUAUACAAUACAUUGUCUAAUCCUCCAAGCCUACUGACCCUUCAUAGGUUUAGAGCGCUGGUUACUUAUUAAUUUUCAAAUGUCUGAAUUUUUAUAUAUGUUAAUGUAGGUCCCUUUUUUUGUCUUUCUUCCAUUCAUCCUCGUGUGGUGCACUUAGUUAUUCCUUAAUUAUCUUAACUUUCCAUUUCCCCAACUCUCAAUCCAAGGUGACUUUUACCUUAUCAGGUAUUUUUUUUACUUCCUUGGCAAAUGUUAAUCUUAUUUAGAUAUAGAGUCGAUUUAUUUUUUUAGUUAUU